GCACUUGGCCUGGAAGUACAAAUGCUUCCGGGUGUGGGACCAAAACUCACUCAUCCGUUGAACAGUGUGGAAGAUUUGGAACGUUUAAACUGGAAUGUAGACGUUCGUAAAGAGUUGUCUUAUGUCUACGAAUCCGUCACACUUACCCGGAACGAACUAAAAGGCAAGGUCCCGUUGAUUGGAUUCGUAGGUGCCCCGUGGACUCUGAUGUCCUAUAUGAUCGAGGGUGGGGGUUCACCUACUCAAUCCAAAGCCAAACGUUGGCUGUACACAGAGCCCAAAGCCAGUCAUCGCUUGCUCACGUUAUUGAAAGAUACUUGUGUUAGUCACCUGGUAGAACAGGCUGUUGCUGGAGCACAACUCUUACAAGUGUUUGAAUCCCAUGCCGGUGUUUUGACACCAGCCCUAUUCAAUACAUUCGCCCUACCGUAUCUGAUCGAAAUAGUUAACGGAGUGCGACAACGGCUGAUAAACGAGCAUAAAUGGAAUCCAGAUUCUCUUCCGCCCAUGAUUGUAUUUGCCAAAGAUGGUCAUUUCGCACUCCAGUCACUGAUCGACAGCGGGUACGAUGUGAUAAGUCUCGACUGGACUGUAUGUGCAUCUCAAGCGCGAGCGUUGGCCCGGGAUAAAGUCACUCUACAGGUAAUAAUCACUGUUCUCCCCAUACUGCUCUGA
Messenger RNA from Echinostoma caproni, 675 nucleotides. The record is from the annotation of a GenBank genome assembly. Lineage: Eukaryota; Metazoa; Platyhelminthes; Trematoda; Plagiorchiida; Echinostomatidae.